Molecule: messenger RNA, 348 nt
Organism: Filobasidium floriforme
Lineage: Eukaryota; Fungi; Basidiomycota; Tremellomycetes; Filobasidiales; Filobasidiaceae
Exons: 6
Coding region: 1-348 (115 amino acids)
Biological process (GO): mitochondrial electron transport, cytochrome c to oxygen
Source: RefSeq, a predicted model, not a curated record
AUGGCUCUCGCACCUAUCGUUGGAAAGCUCCGAAAGCGUUUGGUCCUCGACCUUUCCGUCUCACUCGGUCUCGGAAUCGCCGGAGGUUACGUCUACUGGUACGGUGUCAACGUUCCCGCUGAGAUGGACGGGGACAAGCGGAGACGGGAGGAGGACGUCAGACCAGGCGGAGGCGAUACUCACAAGGAUCACUUCUGCGUGGAACACUCUUUCUCGAGGACGACGUGUGCGGUCGUACCAGGGUUAGGCUCGGCUCGGUUCGUCAUCAACGAGCAAGGAUUCGAGCGAGUCCGAGACGUCUGGUACCUCAAGUACGAGCAGGACAAGUUGAAGGCUCAACAGCAGUAA